CAGCGAAAAAGUUUGAGUCGCCGCUGCCGGGUUGCCAGCGGAGUCGCACGUCGGGAGCUACGUAGGGCAGAGGAGUCAUGGCUUCUCCGUCCAAAGGCAGUGACCUGUUUUCGCCCGACGAGGAGGGCCCAGCGGUGGUGGCCGGGCCAGGCCCGGGGCCUGGGGGCGCCGAGGGGGCCGCGGAGGAGCGCCGCGUCAAGGUCUCCAGCCUGCCCUUCAGCGUGGAGGCGCUCAUGUCCGACAAGAAGCCGCCCAAGGAGGCGUCCCCGCUGCCGGCCGAAAGCGCCUCGGCCGGGGCCACCCUGCGGCCACUGCUGCUGCCGGGACACGGCGCUCGGGAAGCGCACAGUCCCGGGCCGCUGGUGAAGCCCUUCGAGACCGCCUCGGUCAAGUCGGAAAACUCAGAAGAUGGAGCGGCGUGGAUACAGGAACCCGGCCGAUAUUCGCCGCCACCAAGUGAGUGCGCGCUUGGGCCAGGGCAGGAGUAGGAGGACAUAUGAGCCCUACCACCUGCACCCUGAGGAAACACAAGACCAAUCGGAAGCCGCGCACACCCUUUACCACGUCCCAGCUCCUCGCCCUGGAGCGCAAGUUCCGCCAGAAACAGUACCUCUCCAUUGCAGAGCGUGCAGAGUUCUCCAGCUCUCUGAACCUCACAGAGACCCAGGUCAAAAUCUGGUUUCAGAACCGAAGGGCUAAGGCGAAAAGACUGCAGGAGGCAGAACUGGAAAAGCUGAAAAUGGCUGCAAAACCUAUGCUGCCUUCCAGCUUCAGUCUCCCUUUCCCUAUCAGCUCGCCCCUGCAGGCAGCGUCCAUAUAUGGAGCAUCCUACCCGUUCCAUAGACCUGUGCUUCCCAUCCCGCCCGUGGGACUGUAUGCCACGCCAGUGGGAUAUGGCAUGUACCACCUGUCCUAAGGAAGACCAGAUCAAUAGACUCCAUGUUGGAUGCUUGUUUCAAAGAGUUUCUUCUCCCUCUCCAAGAACGCAGUACCAGCCAAUACUCCUGCUCUGCUAACCCUGCGUGCACCACCCUAAGCGGCUAGGCCGACAGGGCCACACGACAUAGCUGAAAUUUGUUCUUUAGGUGGAGGCACCAAGCCCUGUUUUCUUGGUGUAAUCUUCCAGAUGUCCCCUUCUCCUUUCACAAAGAUUGGCUCUGAUGGUUUUUAUGUAUAAAUAUAUAUAUAUAAUAAAAUAUAAUACAUUUUUAUACGGCAGACGUAAAAAUUCAAAUUAUUUUAAAAGGCAAAAUUUAUAUACAUAUGUGCUUUUUUUCUAUAUGUCACCUUCCCAAAAGACACUGUGCAAGUCCAUUUGUUGUAUUUUCUUAAAGAGGGAGACACAUUAUUUGCAAAAUGUGCUAAAGUCAAUGAUUUUUAUGGGAUUAUUGACUUCUGCUUAUGGAAAACAAAUAUUAGAAAGACACAAUGCACAUAGAAAAUAUUAGAUACGGAGAGAUUAUUCAAAGUGAAGGGGACGCAUAUUUCUGCAUUUUACUUGCAUUAAAAGAAACCUCUUUAUAUACUCCAUUUGUUCCUACCUCUCCCCUGCCCCCCACAGCCCCACCACACACACAUUUUAAAACUUUUUCCUUUUUUAAGAAUAUUUUUGUAAGACCAAUACCUGGGAUGAGAAGAAUCCUGAGACUGCCUGGAGGUGAGGUAGAAAAUUAGAAACACUUCGUAAUUCUUCUCAAGGCUGUCGGUAGCUUUCUUUCAGAUAACUGGAGAGUAAAAUGUUAAAGCCUGUUGAGAGGAAUUGAUGGUUUCUGAGAAAUACUGGGUACAUUCAUCCUCACAGAUUGCCAAGGUGAUUUGGGUGGGGGUAUAGUAAUUUUCUGCUUAAAAAAUGAAUAUCUUGUAACCAUUACCUAUAUGCUAAAUAUUCUUGAACAAUUAGUAGAUCCCGAAAGAAAAAAAACUGUGCUUUCUCUGUGUGUACCUGUUGUAUGUCCUAAACUUACUAGAAAAUUUUAUAUACUUUUUUACAUGUUGGGGGGCAGAAGGUAAAGCCAUGUUUUGACUUGGUGAAAAUGGGGUUGUCCAACAGCCCAUUAAGCUCCCUGGUAUUUCACCUUCCUGUCCAUCUCUCCCCUCCCUCCAGUAUACCUUUAUCCCUCUGAAAGGGUGCCUUGUACAAUUUUAUAUAUUUUAUUGAAGAGUUAUCUCUUAUUCUGAAUUAAAUUAAACAUUUGUUUUAUUGCAGUAAAGUUUGUCCAAACUCACAA
This is a messenger RNA of Piliocolobus tephrosceles (Ugandan red Colobus), 2228 nucleotides long. It is a transcript of the gene MSX2, whose product is annotated as msh homeobox 2. Lineage: Eukaryota; Metazoa; Chordata; Mammalia; Primates; Cercopithecidae. The transcript has 2 exons. The record is from RefSeq and is a predicted model, not a curated record. Gene Ontology annotation, molecular function: DNA-binding transcription factor activity, RNA polymerase II-specific; RNA polymerase II transcription regulatory region sequence-specific DNA binding. Gene Ontology annotation, biological process: regulation of transcription by RNA polymerase II; embryonic morphogenesis. Bases 78 to 488 code for a protein of 136 amino acids. Gene Ontology annotation, cellular component: nucleus.